AUGGAUGAUACAAUAGUAGGACCAGCUAUUUCCAAUAAACCCUAUUUCAUACUGUCUACGCCUAUCGUCCCAGAGGAGCUUGCGAGAUCAUCUGCGCGCCUUUUAACUACUGUUAAUGCACAACCAAAGUUAACACAGGCGUUUCGUUUAGAAGUCAAAUUUUUAGAAGAUCGUGCGGAGUUUAAGAUAUGCCUUGACCGUGUGUUGUGGUAUGAUGUCUACCUUCGUAUCAAACCUCUCGCUGAAGCUGUUAAAUUGCGAGGGAAUAACUAUGUCGUGCUUUUGCGACGGGAACCGAUUAGGGAAUUACUAUUAUUGCCCUGUCCUAAAGGAGAUAAAAUGGAUCGUAAUCAUUUUGAUAAUGAGACACUGGUACAACAAAGUGAGUUCUGGAAGGAUCUGUUGAAACAAAAGCAACGCUUAAAGUUUCAUACUAUAGCAGUUAAUUAUGGCCGGUGGGAAACUGCUCAAUCACGAGAUAGGUAUGCACAAACAUGUCAUGCGCACAUUCAUUUGCUUUUUGAUAGUAAUGCUUGGGAAGAGGUGAAGAGCAUGGUAUCACACGAAAUGAUAUCAAAUUUAAAUGCCCGAAAUUAUCCUGGACCAAACUACUUGCUUAAGGAUUGCAUGGAGUUAGAACAACAACGGUUACAAUUAGCGGAACAUCAAUAUAUGUCAACUGGGAUAACCAAAAUAUCAGAAACUGUCGAGAAUGGCAAUAAAACUCUAAUCAAACUGUCAGAAACUGUCGAGAAUCUAUCAGAAACUGUCGACAGUGGUAAUAAAUAUCUCAUAGAGGCAAUUACUUCUCUCACUGGUGCCAUAAAAGAUUUUAAAAAAAGCAAUGAUCAAGAAAGAAAUUAA
Molecule: messenger RNA, 864 nt
Organism: Paraglomus brasilianum
Lineage: Eukaryota; Fungi; Glomeromycota; Glomeromycetes; Paraglomerales; Paraglomeraceae
Source: the annotation of a GenBank genome assembly